Messenger RNA from Daktulosphaira vitifoliae (grape phylloxera), 893 nucleotides. RefSeq lists its product as uncharacterized. The transcript has 3 exons. The coding region runs from base 279 to 893 and encodes 204 amino acids. The record is from RefSeq and is a predicted model, not a curated record. Lineage: Eukaryota; Metazoa; Arthropoda; Insecta; Hemiptera; Phylloxeridae.
UUUGCAUUCAAACAUGGACUGGUACGUCAUCUAAAGAGUCAUGAUGGUAUACGAUUUAGGUGUUAUUUAUGUCCAUCUAUUUUUUCGGAUAAAUGGGCACUCUCGCGUCAUGUUAAGACAAUUCAUCGUGAGUAUUACAAUUGAUUAUUUAGUAAAAUAGUAAUAUGAAAAGAGAAAAUAUAUUAGUAGAGUGUUAAUAUAAGUGUAAUAUUUUGGAUCUCGUAAAGUAUGGUGUGGACUAUAAUAUUGCUAUUGGAAAUCAUGCUGAUUCGAGGGCUAUGUCAAUGAGUGAAAAUGUAAGUGUUGUGGAGAGAAUGCAGGUAGGCCCCAGUGCAAUUAGUCCUAAACGUCGCAAACAAUGUAACACCGACAAUACGAUUAAAAGUAAACGGGUAAAGGUGAAACGAUUACUAGACAUUACGACGAGCGGUUUUCAUAAAACGGGUGAAUCAUUAAAUAGUCAAAUUUUAUGGUUUUACAAAAAGAAUAUUGAAAAUGUAGUCCGGUAUCAAGCGUUUUUGUCGGCAACAAGAGGCGAUUUAGUUGAAAAAUUACGCGACUGUCUUAAAGAAAUGGGCCCGAUAAAAUUCAACUUAAAACUGGAGGCGACUUAUACUGUACUGAAUAAUGAAAACAAGUAUGAAAAUCGGUCAUUUAAAACGUCGGCAGUCGAGUUAAUUAACGAGGACGAUAUCGAUCAUGCUGUGGAUAUUUCAUACACAAAAUUAUUAGAAGAACAGGAAAACUAUGCUGGUAAAGUUGAGGCGCUAGAAGAACAUAAAAAAAUUUGUGGCGAAAACAAACCGUUCUUACCUAUAAUGCCUGAAGAGGGCACUAAAUUAAAGUUCGAGUCAUGGGGCAAAACACAGGAACUUCCAUUUGCUUCUCUCUGA